Messenger RNA from Symbiodinium necroappetens, 357 nucleotides. Lineage: Eukaryota; Dinophyceae; Suessiales; Symbiodiniaceae. The record is from the annotation of a GenBank genome assembly.
AUGGUGAUCGGCUACUGUGCAGCUUUGGCUUGCUUCCCGGACUUCUGGUGGACUUGCACUCUGUGCUUCGGCAUCCCGUUCGCGUACAUCGCCAUCCAGAACAUUUACAUUGAUCACGAUGUGAUGCACGGAGCCACUUUCCCGGUUUACGAGUGGCAGCGCUUCUUGACUCACCCCUUUGCCGACUUUUUUUCUCUGCCUUGGGAGGAGUUUGUCCUGGAGCACAACAGGCAUCAUGCCUCGACGGUUGACCUGCUGAUCCAGGGUGAGUUCGGGUGGGACCCCGAGGAGUUCCACUACGCCCUGCAGCAGUGGGCUGGGCCAUGGGGCUCGAACUGGUACAAGUACCUGCUCACC